Molecule: messenger RNA, 3654 nt
Organism: Microcebus murinus (gray mouse lemur)
Lineage: Eukaryota; Metazoa; Chordata; Mammalia; Primates; Cheirogaleidae
Gene: MPEG1
Product: macrophage expressed 1
Source: RefSeq, a predicted model, not a curated record
UGCUGAAUUUACUGUUUCAGCAACUGCUUUCUUUCCCAUCUCUUCAGUCUGCAGCAAGCUCACCAGACGCUGGUGCAACCACAAGGCUGGUGUGUGGCUGAGGCUGUCUGAGCCAUGAACAGCUUCAGGACUGCCAUCCUCUUCUGGGCAGUGGCAGCGUGGGCUAAAGCAGGCAAGCCUUUGGGAGAGACAGUUGAGGUUGGAUUUCAAAAAUGCAAGAAUGCUUUGAAACUACCUGUCCUGGAAGUCCUACCUGGAGGGGGCUGGGAUAAUCUGCGGAACGUGGACAUGGGACGGGUGAUGAACUUGACCUACACUAACUGCAGGACCACAGAGGAUGGGCAGUACAUCAUCCCCGAUGAAAUCUACACCAUUCCCCAGAAACAGAGCAACCUGGAGAUGAACUCAGAAAUCCUGGCAUCUUGGGUGAAUUACCAGAGCAGCACCUCCUACUCCAUCAACACAGAGCUCUCCCUUUUUUCCAAAGUCAACGGCAAGUUCUCCUCCGAGUUCCAGAGAAUGAAGACCCUUCAAGUGAAGGACCAAGCUGUAACUACCAGAGUUCAGGUAAGAAACCUGGUCUACACAGCCAAAAUCAACCCAGCUUCAGAACUAAGCUGGAGGUUUAAGAAGGAGCUCAUGGACAUCUCUGACUGUCUAGAGAACAACCAGACAAGGAUGGCCACCUACCUGGCAGAGCUCCUGGUCCUCAAUUAUGGCACCCACGUCAUCACCAGUGUGGAUGCCGGGGCUGCUCUUGUCCAGGAAGACCACAUCAGGGCCUCCUUUCUCCAGGACAGCCAGAGCAGCCACAGUGUCGUGACCGCGUCUGCUGGAGUUGCCUUCCAAAACAUCGUGAACUUCAAAUUUGAGGAGAACUACACCUCGCAGAAUGCCUUCCUCAAGGGCUACCUCUCAAACCGAACCAACUCCAGGGUGCAGAGCAUUGGAGGGGUUCCUUUUUACCCCGGCAUCACCCUCCAGGCCUGGCAGCAGGGCAUCACCAACCACCUGGUGGCAGUGGACCGUACGGGCCUGCCACUGCAUUUCUUCAUCAACCCCGACAUGCUGCCUGCCUUGCCGGGCCCCUUGGUGAAGAAGCUGUCCAAGACGGUGGAAAACGCCGUGAGACGCUAUUACACGUUCAACACCUACCCUGGUUGCACAGAUGUCAAUUCGCCCAACUUCAAUUUUCAGGCCAACACUGAUGAUGGUUCCUGCGAGGGGAAAAUGACCAACUUCUCCUUCGGCGGAGUUUAUCAGGAAUGUACCCAGCGCUCAGGAAAUGCGGAUGUCCUCCUCUGCCAACACUUGGAGCAGAAGAAUCCACUCACUGGCGAUUUCUCCUGUCCCUCUGGCUAUUCCCUGGUGCACCUGCUGUCCCAGGUCCACGAGGAGGGGUAUAACCACCUGGAGUGUCAACGGAAGUGCAAGCUCCUCAUCUUCUGCAAGACUGUGUGCGAAGAUGUGUUCCGUGUGGCAAAGGCUGAAUUCAGGGCUUUUUGGUGUGCGGCCAGUGGCCAAGUACCCGAAAACUCAGGACUACUUUUUGGGGGCCUCUUCAGCGGUAAGAGCGUAAACCCCAUGACAAAUGCGCAGUCGUGUCCUGCCAGCUACUUUCCACUGAGACUCUUUGAAAACCUCAAGGUAUGUGCUUCUCAGGACUAUGAGUUGGGAAACAGGUUCUCGGUCCCCUUUGGCGGGUUCUUCAGCUGCAUAGUUGGGAACCCCUUGGUGGAUUCUGCCAUGUCCAGAGAUUUAGGGGCACCUACUCUGAAAAAGUGCCCCGGGGGCUUCAGCCAACACCUGGCCCUCAUCAGUGACGGCUGCCAAAUAUCCUACUGCGUCAAGUCCGGGCUCUUUACAGGAGGGUCCCUGCCCCCUGCCAGGCUGCCGCCUUACACGCAGCCACCGCUCAUGAGCCAGGCUGCCACCAACACUGUCAUAGUGACCAGUUCGGAGGGCGCAAGAUCCUGGAUUAAAGACCCCCAGACCCACCAGUGGAGGCUGGGGGAGCCGACAGAGCUGCGCAGGGCCAUGAAUGUCGUCCAUGGGGACGGUCAGGGUCUGUCAGGAGGGGCGGCAGCUGGGGUCACAGUGGGGGUCACCACCGUUCUGGCCGCUGUCAUCGCCCUGGCCAUCUACGGCACACGGAAGUUCAAGAAGAAGGGAUACCAGGAAAUUGAGGACGAGAGGCAGAGUUUGGCUCCAGGCAUAGCAGCAACGGGAGACACCCCUGACGGAGAGCAGGAGCAGAGUCCUGCUUAAAUCUCUCCCGGGAAAUGGUUUCAUCUCUAGCCAGAGUGGCCACCUCCAGCCACUCUUGCCUUCCUGGCGAUAGAAGUGGCAAGUGCAACAAAUAGCAGAAAGGGGGCUGACAUGAUCAACUCCAUGUUUUUAAAUGAACUGGAAAAGGCCUCCGGCACCACUUGUAACACGUUCAUUUCAGUCCCAGGCCGACAGCCCUGGGCAUCUAGCAGGAUGCAGGAUAGUCAGCUGGCAAUAUCGGGGGCUUUGCUCAAUUUUAAUUCCAAUCUCACCUAAUUGUCUCACUAGUGUUCCUCCACAACAUUUAAAAAAUUAUGUAUUUAUUCACCAGAUGUCUUUAGUGAGUUAACUCCUAUAAAGGAUAAUUUGUUCUUUCCUUGUUAAUGUUCACAAUCAAGAGCUUGGACUGAGAAUAGGCCCUUCAUCUAAGGAGCUUGAAGCAUUCCGGCCUGUGGUAAGAUGGGAAGGAGGCUACUCAGUCAUUUCCAACUGAGAUACAGAGACGUGAAUAACAGCAUUUGCAACCUGCUCUCUUGACUGCCCAGCCAGGGACACUGAUUUCUACAACUUUUUCACUUAACUUGGCUUUUAAGCAUUAAAAUGUUCUCCUAAGCCUCUAAGUGUUUUGUGGGUUUUGGGUGUUUUGUAUGUUUGAGCCAACCUAACCACUUUUCUGCAAAUACUGACUUUCCUAUUAAUUCCUGGAAGACGAGUGAGUCAGAAAGGCAAAGUAUAGCCAAAGGUUCCCAGGUUUUUAAUGCACUAGCUACUCAUUGAAAUCAAAAGUUCUUUACAAACUUCUAUUUCUACUAACAAGAUUGCACAUAAAUAUGCAUUAAAAUAUGUACUAAGGAACACUCUGACUGCUCAUCCAUAUGAAAUCAGAACGUGGGAGUUUGCAGGUUACAUUCAUGAAGGCAUUUUACAAAGCCAGAACGCUGAUGGAGGCUCUCACAGGCUCUGCUUUCCCAAGUCCCACUUUCCUAAGUUUCCUAACGGGUAAUUUUAGGCUGGGGUCUCUGGAAAGAACAUCCUGGCUUCCAAGGAAACCACACUCCUUGACAGAGAUGUGUAACAAAGGUGGCUCUGCAUUUGCAUUUUACUCUUCUGUUCCCAUCAGUAUCAGGGAUGAUUAAUACUAAACAUUCAUUUGAAAAACAACAGCCUGUGAACCACCAAAGCGUACGCUAUAUUGUAGGCAGGUGACGGGAUCUUUAAGAAGUGAACAUUCAUGAUUUUAAAGAUGGUUUUCCUCCCACAAGUUCACUUACUCAUUUCCCCAGCCAUGUGGUCUGUUCCUUUCAGGGAACAGAGAGUCCAACCAGGUCAAACGUGUGGGUGGAAAAGAUGUCAAAACUGAAAAUAAAAAACCAAAAAAAAAAAAAA